Molecule: messenger RNA, 690 nt
Organism: Nematocida minor
Lineage: Eukaryota; Fungi; Microsporidia
Product: tRNA (uracil-5-)-methyltransferase TRM9
Exons: 1
Coding region: 1-690 (229 amino acids)
Molecular function (GO): S-adenosylmethionine-dependent methyltransferase activity
Source: RefSeq, a predicted model, not a curated record
AUGAAAAACUUCGAAAAAAAACACGUUCAUGCUUUCUACGAAGAGUCUUCAAAAGAGUUCUCUGCAACAAGAUACAAAAUGUGGCCGAAGGUGGAGCACUUCUACAGCAAAUAUGUGAAAAAUACCGAUGUGAUACUUGAUGCCGGAUCUGGAAACGGCAGAAACACGCUGCAUCCUCUGCGCACCGUGUCCCUGGACUAUUCAAAAGGCCUUCUGGGCAUCGCCAAGGAGAAACAAAGUGGAAUGAUGUAUGCUCGGCACGAUCUCGGUGAUGUAUUUCCUAUUAGGGCAGGCGUGUUUGACAUCUGCAUAUCAAUAGCUGUCAUACACCAUCUGUCCACGAGCGAGCGGAGAGAAGCAUCGGUGCGGCACAUGAUUGAGUCUCUUAAGACAGGAGGGCACUGCAUGAUCUAUGUGUGGAGCGAGUCCCCAGAGAGCAAGCCGUCAAAGUUCUUGAGUAUUUCGAAUAUCAGUAACCCAGGCAUAGAAAAGAUCGACAAUCUCACAGGAAAUGAUGUUUUUGUGGGGUGGAAAAGCACAAACAACCUAAACAGAUACUACCACUUGUUCAGAACGAACGAACUUGAAGACAUUAUUGCUAAGUGUCCUGUGGAAAUCCUUGAGUCGGGAAAGGACCAUGGGAAUUAUUAUGUAAUAUGUAGGAAAACUGCAAGCACCAACAAUAAAUAA